Molecule: messenger RNA, 3292 nt
Organism: Fopius arisanus
Lineage: Eukaryota; Metazoa; Arthropoda; Insecta; Hymenoptera; Braconidae
Gene: Tfb1
Product: transcription factor B1
Exons: 6
Coding region: 981-2663 (560 amino acids)
Biological process (GO): nucleotide-excision repair; transcription by RNA polymerase II; transcription by RNA polymerase I
Cellular component (GO): transcription factor TFIIH holo complex; transcription factor TFIIH core complex
Source: RefSeq, a predicted model, not a curated record
CUCGCGCGUAUCUUGGGCGUUUAAAAGGAACGUUUAAGUGAAGUCGAGGAUGACAGUGGAUUACCAUUAUUCAUUACCAUAUUUAUGGUGAUGGAAGCCAUGGCAAUAAGUGUUUUACCUUUUUUUUUCAAAAUUAAAGGCUUAUCUUUGAAGGUGUACUUUGCCUAAUGAGUUCAUUCAAAUUUAUUGAAAUGGCUGGUUUGCAUUCAAUUUCUGUGUAUUAUAUUCACUUUCAGAUUAUUUGAAAAAUAUCCGCGUGUGCUGAGAAAAUAAAAUUCUUUUCUCGCGUAUAUUUACGAACCACAAGAAAAUAUAUUUGGCAUUUUUGCAUGCCUUAUGGAAGUAUUUAUACAGAUUUACUGAGGGAAAGUGAAUGUGUUUGGUGAAGGAUUUUAUUUCUGAGUGUGUGCAUUGGGAAUUUGUAAAUAAAGCAUGUGUCAUCCUCGACCUAGUCCAAGAAAAUUUCUAGUGUGAUAAUACACCGAUCGCGGAAGAAAACAAGUCAUGACAACAGAGGAAAAACUGUGAACACGUGUUUUUGUCCGCUCAAACGCUGACCACUACGGUCAGUCAAUGAUCAGUCAAUGAUCAGUCAGUGAUCAGUCAGUAAUAAAUCAGUAAAUAACCAAUGGCCUUACCUUAAUGUUAAAAAUCCAAAGACUUGCGUUCACUACUGACUUCUCGGUUGGAGGAGGAAAUGAGUAAUUAUGGAAAUGAUUUGGGAAAUGAUUGUGGAGAUGAAGACGAGUGUCAGGGAGCGAUUGGCCGGAAGCUUGUGAAAUUGCGGAUCUGAUGCCAGCAGUAUGCCAGUGUUCUUGGCAGGUCGAUGUUGUUCGUACCGACGGUCCGUCCGUAGCCGUCCUGACGAUGCCUACGAUGUGUGUUACUGCACAUGGCCGUGAAGAAAGACAGGCCAUCACAUCGCUCCACACACACCCAACCAUUUUCACCGGCACAAAUUAUCAUACAUCACAUCCACCAUGACUACCUCAUCGGAAGACGUACUGAUGCAAGUUGGCCAGGUUCGUUAUAAAAAAGGCGAUGGAACUCUUUACGUAAUGAACGAGAGAAUUGCGUGGAUGAUGGAUAACAGGGACACCGUAUCAGUCAGCCACAAAUAUGCGGAUAUAAAGAUUCAAAAAAUUUCACCCGAUGGUAAAUCAAAAAUUCAACUUCAACUCGUGCUCCACGAUGGCACGUCUUCUACAUUUCAUUUUGUCAAUAAGAGUGGGCAGGAGGCACAGGUCAAAGACAGAGAUGACGUCAAAGAGCUACUGCAGCAAUUGCUGCCGAAAUUCAAGAGAAAAGUCAAUAAGGAAAUUGAGGAGAAGAAAAAAUUAUUGACAGAUAAUCCGACACUCAUGCAACUUUAUCGUGAUCUUGUACCUACUCAAGUCGUAACCACUGAGGAAUUUUGGAAUCUCCAUGCACCAGAGUACACAACAAAGGCUCGAGAACGACAGGAGAUUGGAGUCAAUAGUGCCUUUCUCGCUGAAAUAAAACCAGUGACAGACGGUUGCAACGGUUUAAAAUACAACCUCACAGUCGACAUAAUGGACUGCAUAUUCAAAACGUAUCCAGCAGUGAAGAAAAAGCACCAGGAGAACGUGCUAACGGAUAAGAUAUCAGAAUCCGACUUCUGGACAAAAUUUUUUCAAUCUCACUACUUUCACCGUGACCGAAUAAAUGCAGGGACCAAAGAUCUCUUCACCGAGUGUGCCAAAAUAGACGAUCAGGAGUUGAAAAAGGAUAUUCAGACAGGCAUAAACGAUCCACUACUCGAUAUAACGUCUUUUGAGGAUACAACGAUAGACGAGUGCUACGGUAGUGGUUCGGGGAAGAUGGAUAAAUCUUCAGGUAACAUUGUCCACCAGAGUAUGAUAAAACGAUUCAAUCAGCACAGUAUCAUGGUGAUGAAAGCCAGCACUGCCAAACAAACGACAGAGAAGAAGAAUGACACAACACCUCAGGUGAAUGGGUCAGCCUCGACUGGGAAUCCAUCGAGAAAUAGUGGGACUGACGGGGAACCAAAGACUAAGAAACUUAGGAUACAGGAGAAACUCGUUUACGAUGACUUGGACUCGAGCAAGGACAACAAUAUUGUCUCGUCAGCACCGCUAAAUUUAACCCACGUAGAUAGAUAUUUGCAUGGGCCCGUGCCUGGCACUGGUACCAUCGAAGCAACCACCGAGGAAUUGCAGACAACAUUGAGUCAGCUGAAACGAGAGGCUCAUUCUUGGCUCAAUGGCAACAGCUUACCCCGACAGACUAGUCUAGUGAGUCCUGCUGCUGCUGUCUCUGCCCUCGGCGAGCUCACACCUGGAGGAGCACUCAUGAAGGGCUUCAGGGAGGAUAAUGUUGGACAAUUGAUACCACUGGAGCUGGAGAAAGAACUGCGCAGUGUGUACGUCUGCACGUGCGAACUACUGAGACACUUCUGGAGGAGCUUCCCACCGACCACACCCCAGCUCGAGGAGAAGGCCGUCAGAAUGCACGAGGCACUGCGCAGAUUUCACACAGCUAGACUGAAAAAAUUUGAAGAUCAUCUUCAACGGGAUUAUUCAGCCAUCAGCCAGCAUCUUACUACUCACCUGAAUCAACUACUCAACACAGCAUACCGCAAAUUCGCUGUGUGGCAGCAGAGGAAAAUGCAGAUGAGGUAGCCGUGGUCCAACGACUCUGAGUCAUUAAUCACGUAACGAUUAUUGAGAGGGCAAUGCUUUUGUCUUGUUACCGAGAGUAGGUACCCUGUGGGGUGGUACGUUCCCUGUAAGCCAAAGUGGAGUCAAAUCACACCCUUCAAUGGCAUAUCGAUUGUUUAUUUAUUUACUGGGAGAUAGCAGGAGGAUUAACGAGUAUUUCGUAAUUUUGUAUGUGAAUUUUCUGGUAGCAAUUUGUUGAAAAUUCUCAGUCAAACCGUUCAUCUCCUCUUUGGGAGGGGGGGCUUAAGUCUGAUGAAUAAUUGUCAAUCUGAUUUUUCCAUUAUUUCGCUCGUUUUUGUGAGGCAUAGAGAGGUCUUUUGGCGCUGCGAUGAACUCAGUGUCUUAUGUAUUGAUUAUUAUUCAUUAUUAGUUCAUAAGGGAGACUUAAACGUCGAAAAUCAAAAUUUGGGCACGUUUGAAGCUCCUAGUGAUCCUAGAGGUAAUUUUUGAAUUUUUCGAAUGUUUGAGUGCUAAUUGGUGAUGAUGAUUUUUCUCAAUGCCUAAUUUAGUUUGUAAAACGAUUACUAUUUUAUUAUUGCGAUGAUUUUCAUUAUUAUUAUUGAUUAAUUAAUUAUUGAAAUAUAUUCUUA